CCUCGACCGCUCGCGGAGGUCAACCCGCCCAGGGCAUCCUCUCAGUGCCGAGGCAGCCGUUUUUUCUGUUCGUGUAUACGUAACAACCACACUCUUUUGCUCCUCCCGCUCUCUGCCCUGCGGUCCCCGUCUCCUCCGUCGUCAGGGUUCUCUGCAACGAACGCGCAGACGCGAAGACGCAUAUACCGCCGUAUUCCUCAAAGUGAACAUAAGAUGUCCGGACGCGUUUUAUUGUCCGUGUUGAUGGGAACGGCGUUGGUGCCGUUCGCCUCUGCUCAUGUUGCAUUGUGGCAUCCGUCCAUGUGGGGCUUCAAUGUCACCGACCAGACUUUCUCCUACGACAACCGUCCGGUUGCACCGCUCAUGCAGAUGCCCUUCAGCCAGUGGUGGUUCCAUAACCACCUCUCCUACCCUCCUAACGCCGGCGACUUCUUCGAGCUGCCUGCUGGUGGUACCGCGACCGCCGAGCUUGCCUGCGACAAAGGCGCGACGUCGUACUGGCCAUCGUCCCAAGGCGGUGACGUGCGUCAAGGCGACUCCCCGUGCCCGAACUCUCCUACUUCGGCAUAUCAUACGAACGGUAUCGAUGACCUCAAGGGAUGCUCUCUCGCGAUCACCUAUAAGAGCGAUCCGAACGACGUCCAACCCGAGGAUCUCGCUGUCUUCUCAGUCAACCAGACCUGCGUGUGGACUCGCUUCACCGACUUCCAGAUCCCCGCCGAGAUGCCCGCGUGCCCUGAGGGAGGUUGCAUCUGCACCUGGAACUGGAUUCAUUCUCCGGACAGCGGUAGCGCCCAGAUGUUCCUCACUCCCUUCCGGUGCAAGGUGACCGGCGCCACGUCGUCCAAGGCCAUCAUGACCCCGCAGCUCGCUCGCCGUUGCGGAGCCGACCCCGCAAAUGGCGUUACGGAAGCUACUCCGAGCAACUGCACCGUCGGCGCCAAACAGGCACUGUACUGGUGGCAAACCGAACGUGUCAAUAUGUUUGAGGGCCAGUACUCGCCGCCCUUCUACAACGACCUCUACGACUUCAAGGACGGCGCUCAGAACGACAUCUUCGGAGACUCCGACGUAGCUGCGGCUGCCCCUUCGUCGUCUAGUCAGAAGGCCGCCACGACUUCAUCCGCCCAGGCCGCUACUGCUGCGUCGUCCACCGCUGUUGCCGACAACCAGAACGAGACAGUUGUCGAGACCUCGACCUCCAGCUCGCCUGCCGCCGCCUCCACAACCGCCACCACCACUUCCCCCAAGAAAUGCAAACGCAACGCGAAGAAGGGGCUCACUGAGAGCAAACGCAGCGUGAAGAAGGAAGCCACCGAGAAGCGCAGCAACACCGCGCACCACGCCCGCAAUCUGGGACGCUUCGUGCACGACUCCACCGUGCACUGAAGAAUCAACCGUCGAUCACGACUCAACUGAAUCUCUGGAUUCCUCUCCUUGAAGCUCCAUCCGUAUACCCGCUGGAUGCAUACAGCGCGAGCGCCAAUGCGUCCGCCAGCUCCGGGCGACGCUGAGCGUUGUCCGCUGGAUGUUACAAAUGUUUGUUGAUACCACCGUUGUGCUAGGCCGCACUCUCUUGUUUCUAUGUUCCUCGCGCCAUGGCUGCGUUGCCUUUGCAUCUGUAGCUCCCUCAGAAUGUCUCGCCUCAAUAGAUUCAUGCAGUUUCA
This is a messenger RNA of Punctularia strigosozonata HHB-11173 SS5, 1667 nucleotides long. RefSeq lists its product as uncharacterized. Bases 214 to 1389 code for a protein of 391 amino acids. The record is from RefSeq and is a predicted model, not a curated record. The transcript has 12 exons. NCBI's taxonomy places the organism in Eukaryota, Fungi, Basidiomycota, Agaricomycetes, Corticiales, Punctulariaceae.